Malurus melanocephalus (red-backed fairy wren) is the source of this 2910-nucleotide messenger RNA. It is a transcript of the gene PLK1, whose product is annotated as polo like kinase 1. The coding region runs from base 1 to 2418 and encodes 805 amino acids. Gene Ontology annotation, biological process: protein phosphorylation; regulation of cytokinesis; mitotic cell cycle. The transcript is spliced from 10 exons. Gene Ontology annotation, cellular component: centrosome; nucleus; cytoplasm. Gene Ontology annotation, molecular function: protein binding; ATP binding; protein serine/threonine kinase activity. The record is from RefSeq and is a predicted model, not a curated record. NCBI's taxonomy places the organism in Eukaryota, Metazoa, Chordata, Aves, Passeriformes, Maluridae.
AUGGAAGCUGCGGGGAGCGGACGGUGCCGCCGCAGGCYCUGUCCCGGGACAAUCCUGGCCGGGUGCGAAUCCCAAGGGAAUGUCCCUCAGGGAGCGCCUCGUGCGCGCGCUCGGGAGUCUCGCGGGGCCGCGCGCGUGCCCGGGGCCGGCGGGAGCGCGCGCGGCCACAACCAACGGCCGCCAGCGCACGCGCACACGAGCGCGCGCUACCUGGGGGCGUGCCCGAGCGCGCCCGGCCCCGCCCCUGCCGGCACGUGCUCCUUCGCGCUCCCAUGGUGCCCCGCGCGCCGCGUGGAUUUUAAAUCCUGCGGCCAAUGGGGAGCGGCCGCGCGCGGUAACGGCCCCGGCGCCGCCUUUGAAUCGCAGCCGGACGGAGCCGUGCCGAGCUCAGCCCGGAUCCACCGGCACCCGGCAUUCCUAACUGCACCGGGACACCGGCACCCGGCAUUCCUAACUGCACCGGGACACCGGCACCCGCCACUGCUUCACUACAGACACCCGCGAUUCGCUGCUCUCCCGGCACCCACCGCUGCUUCUGUACAGGGACCGGGGACCCGCCGCUGCUUCGGUACAGGAACCGGGGACCCGCCGCUCUCCCGGCACUCCCCGCUGCUUUGGUACAGGGACCCGGGACCUGCCGCUCCCCCGGCAGCGGCACCGCACGGGCACAGCAUGAGCGAGCCUGCCCGGGCGGCGGCGGCAGCGGCGGGGAAGGAGGUGCCCAAGGUGCUCGUGGACCCGCGCACCCGGCGCAGUUUCGUGCGCGGACGGUUCCUUGGAAAGGGCGGCUUCGCGCGGUGCUAUGAGCUGGCCGAGGCCGAGAGCAGGGAGGUGUUCGCGGGGAAGGUUGUGCCCAAGUCGCUGCUGGUGAAGCCGCAUCARAAGGAGAAGAUGUCCAUGGAGAUCGCCAUCCACCAGAGCCUCUCCCACCGCCACGUCGUCGGCUUCCAGGGCUUYUUCGAGGACGACGACUUUGUCUACGUCGUGCUGGAGCUCUGCCGUCGCAGGUCGCUGCUGGAGCUGCACAAGCGGCGGAAAGCGCUCAGCGAGCCCGAGGUGCGGUACUACCUGCGCCAGACCAUCCUGGGUUGCCAGUACCUGCACAGCCACCGUGUCAUCCACCGCGACCUCAAGCUGGGCAACCUAUUCCUCAGCGAUGACAUGGAGGUGAAGAUCGGUGACUUUGGCCUGGCCACCAAGGUAGAAUACGAUGGRGAGCGCAAGAAGACCCUGUGUGGGACCCCCAACUACAUUGCCCCAGAGGUGCUGGGCAAGAAGGGGCACAGCUUCGAGGUAGACAUCUGGUCCAUUGGCUGCAUCAUGUACACUCUGCUAGUGGGAAAACCGCCUUUUGAGACUUCUUGUCUAAAGGACACGUACAUCCGGAUCAAGAAGAACGAGUAUACCAUUCCCAAGCACAUCGACCCCGUGGCCGCAAACCUCAUCCAGAAGAUGCUGAGAUCCGACCCUGCCACGCGCCCAACCAUCAAUGAGCUUCUGAACGACGAGUUCUUUACCUCAGGGUACCUCCCCAGCCGCCUGCCCACCAGCUGCCUGACCAUUGCACCCCGGUUCUCCCUGGCUCCCAGUGGGAUGGAACUCGGUGGGCGGAAGCCGCUGACCGCCCUCAACAAAGGACUAGACAGCCCUGCACAGGAGAACUUGCCGGACAAGGAGGAAACGGCAGGGCUGCGGGAGCUGGGAGAUGCUGUCAGCUGCCACUUGGCUGACAUGUUGCAGCAGCUGACUGCAGUCAAUGCAGCCAAGCCCUCCGAGAGAGUAGCAGUGAGACAAGAAGAAGCUGAGGACCCAGCCUGCAUUCCCAUCUUCUGGGUUAGCAAAUGGGUGGACUACUCGGAUAAAUAUGGACUUGGUUACCAGCUCUGUGACAACAGCGUUGGGGUUCUCUUCAAUGACUCCACUCGUCUCAUCAUGUACAACGAUGGGGACAACCUGCAGUACAUUGAGCAGAACAACACAGAGUCCUACUUCACUGUGAGAUCCUACCCGUCUGCACUCAAUAAGAAGAUAACACUACUGAAGUACUUCCGGAAUUACAUGAGUGAGCACUUGCUGAAGGCGGGGGCGAACAUCACACCACGGGAAGGGGACGAGCUGGCCCGAUUGCCCUACCUGUGCACMUGGUUCCGGACCCGCAGUGCCAUCAUCCUGCACCUCAGCAACGGCACCGUGCAGAUCAACUUCUUCCAGGACCACACCAAGGUCAUCCUGUGCCCUCUCAUGGCUGCUGUCACAUACAUAGAUGAGAAACGGGACUUCCGCACGUACAAGCUGAGCCUGAUUGAGGAGCACGGCUGCUGCCGGGAGCUGGCCAGCCGGCUCCGCUACGCACGCACCAUGGUGGAGAAGCUCCUCAGCUCCAAGUCUGGCUCAGGCCGGGUGAAGUCUUCYGCUUAGACCUUGCUCUUGCUGGACUCAACAUCUGUGCCAAACKGCCCAGCUGUGGAGGGAGAGGUCUGGGAGCUUCCCUCCCAUAGCCCAGCUGGGUUCCCACUCCUGGGGAUGGGCUCAUUGCCACAAGGAAACCCCUGCUGCUGUGGGAACUGUGUUGUUCACUCUGGUGCCCAAAGGUUUCUUGUUUCCCACUCCUAAUGAAGUCUAUUUUUUAAUUCCCUACCUAGUCUGUUCUUCUAAUUUCCCAAAGCCAAAAGCCCAACUCCACACCAGUUGUUUUGUUUGAAGGACCUUGACCUGCUCUUGAGAGAGCUGAGCUGUUACACAAGGUGUCCCAUACAUGACUGUGCUCUGGGCUUCGUUUCCUCUUGYAGAAGCUCAGGUAAGGGACUGAACAAGCCCCGGGUGAGAUUGAGCAAUCGGCUUUUUAAUACUGAAAUGACAUCAACUCUCAACUUUUGUAUAUUGCAUAACUUGAAUAAAGAGUUGUUUGAC